Molecule: messenger RNA, 648 nt
Organism: Miscanthus lutarioriparius
Lineage: Eukaryota; Viridiplantae; Streptophyta; Magnoliopsida; Poales; Poaceae
Source: the annotation of a GenBank genome assembly
AUGGGCAAGGUCCGCUCCUUCUUCUCCCGCUCCCGCAGCGGCAAGCGCGCCACCGCCGGUGGCGCCGCCCGUGCAGGCUCGUCCUCGCCCCUCUCCUCCGCGCCGCCCUCCCCGUCCCCAUCCCCGUUCGCUCGGAGGUCGUCGUCGUCGCGGCGUAACCUGCCCGCCGCCCCCGCGACGCCAACAGCCGGGGCGGACGACGAGACGGAGCGCGUGUUCCGCAAGUUCGACGCGAACGGCGACGGGCAGAUCUCGCGGGCCGAGCUCGCGGCGCUGUUCGCGAGCGUGGGGCACGCGGCCACCGACGACGAGGUGUCGCGGAUGAUGGAGGAGGCCGACGCGGACGGCGACGGCUACAUCAGCCUGCCCGAGUUCGCGGCGCUCAUGGAGUCGGCCUCCGCCGACGCGGACGCCGUCGAGGAGGACCUCCGGCACGCCUUCUCGGUCUUCGACGCCGACGGCAACGGGCUCAUCACCCCCGCCGAGCUCGCGCGCGUCCUCCGCGGGCUCGGGGAGUCCGCCACCGUCGCGCAGUGCCGCCGCAUGAUCCAGGGCGUCGACCGCAACGGCGACGGCCUCGUGUCGUUCGACGAGUUCAAGCUCAUGAUGGCCGCCGGCGGCGGCGGGUUCGGCAGGAUCGGUGCCUAG